AUCAAUUUAAUCUAAUACAAUGAGUGUUUUUAUUGAUUAAGAUUGGCUUGCCAAAUAAUUAGAAAAUGUGCAAUAAAUUGACUACUAAAAUUGUAAUUAACCAAGCAACACAGACAUUUCUGAGUUUGUACUAUAAUAAUCAAUUGGAGAAAGUCCAUUUAUAUAAUAAAAUAAACGAGAUCCCAUAGAAUUUUCAUUGUUAAAACUAGAAAAAUUAGAGGAAAAUCAAUAAAUUAAUUAUACACCUAAAAAGUAAUACUCAUCUGCAACAAGAAAAUAAAAUUAUAAAAAAAGCAAAACUUCUACAGGCUUUCCAUAUGAUUAGAAUGAUGACAAUUAGUAUGAUGCAGAAACAUUAAGGAAAAUAAAAUCUUCUUCAGUUCAAAAAAAAUCAGAAUUUACAAAAUAAUUAAAUAACUAUAAAUAGAAUUUUUCAAUAUAAAUCAAUGUGAAAUACUUUGGAACAUAAUAUUAAUAAAUCAUAUCUGUUGAUGAAUCAAUAAAAGCAGCAGAGUUUAUUGUAUUGGCUUUAAAUAAAUUUGCAUAAGAUCCUAAAAGUGACAAAUCUAAAUUCGAAUAUUAAAAUUUUACGUUAGCUUACAAACUAAUUGGUUAGGAUAUAAGCCCUUCAAAGUAUACAUAUAAUAAUGAUGAGAAUUUUGAUAAUGAUAGUAUUAUUUUAGAAGAUGAAUCUUUAGAGAGACCAGAAAUUGAUUUGGAAUCUCAAUUGUUUUAUAAAAUGGUAGAAUUACUGCCUACAACAACUAAUUAUGGAUUAGACUUUUAAACAAUAAAGUAAACAUUUGUUUCACAUCCAGAAUCUAUUAUAUUAUUAAUAGAAGAUCCUCAAUCUUUAAUUUUUUAUCAUAUAAAAGUAGAUAAAAGGGGUAAUUUGGGAGAUUGUUUAAAUGAAUUAAAUAAAAAGGUGAGUAAAAAGUAUUUAAAAAAUGAUUACUAUUUAAGUUUAAAAUUCUCAUGUGUUAAUUACGAUUAUGGAGAGUUAAAUGAACUAUUUCCAAUUAAUUAAUUGCCAAUUCAUUGGUUAGUUAUUCUAUUAAGAGUAAAAGAUCAAAUUCCUGAAUCAUUAGAAGAAGUUUCAAUGGCUAAUAUUUGUAGAACAUUUAAUAAUACAAUUUAUGAAAAUAUGAGUUCCUCUAAUUCAUGUCGUUUCUUAUCUUUGAACUUUAUGUAAUUGGCAACAGUAGAGAAACUGCCUUUAUUAUAUGGAUAUUAAGAAUUCAGUUUAAUAAGAAUAAACAAAGGGUAGUUAGAUGAUGUCGUAUUGGGCAUAGAUUAUUUUGAUCUCUAUUAUACAUAUAAUUUAAAAUAAUCUAAAAAAUUAGGAAUUAAAAAGUUGGUAUCCAAAAUAAUUAAGUCAUUGUUUGUUUAAGAGGUAGAAUAAAAAAAAUACAAAAGAAUUCCAAUAAAUUCAAUUACAGAUUUAAAGCAACAAGACGAAAAAUAUUUUGAAAUAUUCUAUGAAUUAAAGGAUGGAUAUCAAAAAAAAAUUCAAUUCUUUCCUAAAAACGAUGACAAAACAGUUUUUCGAGAAGCUUUCACUAAAUUAGAGUAUUUAGUAUCAAUAUAACAAAUUUAAUGA
Paramecium sonneborni is the source of this 1600-nucleotide messenger RNA. The record is from the annotation of a GenBank genome assembly. Lineage: Eukaryota; Ciliophora; Oligohymenophorea; Peniculida; Parameciidae.